Molecule: messenger RNA, 1053 nt
Organism: Onychomys torridus (southern grasshopper mouse)
Lineage: Eukaryota; Metazoa; Chordata; Mammalia; Rodentia; Cricetidae
Product: melanoma-associated antigen B3-like
Exons: 1
Coding region: 1-1053 (350 amino acids)
Biological process (GO): negative regulation of transcription by RNA polymerase II
Cellular component (GO): nucleus
Source: RefSeq, a predicted model, not a curated record
AUGCCUCGUGGUCAGAAGAGUAAGCGCCAUGCCCAGAAGAAACGCCACCAGGCCCGAAGUGAGGCUCGGGCUAGUAGAGGUGUUCAGGACAUAGCAGAGGAAACACCAGAGGCAGCAGAAAAGUCCUCUGCUGCUUCCCAGAUCCAGCCUGGGGCUGAGUCUUCCAGUACUGCUGAGGCUCCUCAGAAAGCAACACCAUCUGCCACAAGCACUCUGAGUAUUUCUUCCACUGAAUCACAUGAGAGCUCCUUUGAGGAAAGUGAUGAAUUCAAGGAAAAGGAAUGCCUUGUUGAGGACAAGCCCUGCACCAUCCGUCCUCACCAAGAUAUGGUAGCAAGAAAGGUAAUGGUACUCUUACAGCACUUGCUCCACAACUUCAAUCUGAAGAAGCUUACUACUAAGGAAGGCAUACUGAAGCUUAUCACCAAGAAGUAUGAAGACGACUUCCCUGAGAUCUUCAGGAGAGCCUCUCAGAAGCUUGAAGAUGCCUUUGCAAUGGAAGUGAGGGAAGUCAACUCCAGUGAGCCCUCAUACAACCUCAUCAGCAAGCUGAAGCUCCCCAACAAUGGGAGGAUUCGUGCUGGCAGAGGCUUUCCCAAGACUGCUUUCGUGAUGUGUGUCCUAGGUAUUAUCCUUGUUAGGGGCAAUUGUGCCAGUGAAGAAGAGAUCUGGCAAAUACUGAAGACGAAGCGAAUCUAUCCAGGGAAGAAGCACUGCAUCUUUGGUGAGCCCCGGAAGCUCAUGACCCAUUAUUUAGUGAAGCUGAAGUACCUGGAGUACAGGCAGGUGGCAGGCAGUGAUCCCCCACGCUAUGAGUUCCUGUGGGGUCCCCAAGCCUAUGCUGAAACAAGCAAGGUCAAAGUCCUGGAAUAUUUGGCCAAGACAAACCAAACAACACCUAGUGCCCUCUCUGCCCUUUAUGAAGAGGUUUUGAAAGGUGACCAAGAACAAACAGAAGCUAGAGAUGAAGAUGAAUCUGAUGCCACUGACGAAACUGAUGAAGAUUCCUCAGUAAAAUUACCAGUGAAUUCCACUGUCACUGGUGACCCUUAA